This is a messenger RNA of Bemisia tabaci, 4440 nucleotides long. Its product is annotated as optic atrophy 3 protein homolog. The record is from RefSeq and is a predicted model, not a curated record. Gene Ontology annotation, biological process: regulation of lipid metabolic process. Gene Ontology annotation, cellular component: mitochondrion. Lineage: Eukaryota; Metazoa; Arthropoda; Insecta; Hemiptera; Aleyrodidae.
UUGUUGUGGUAGGUCUAACUAACCUAACCUGUCAAAAUGGUGAUCGCAGCAUUUCCAAUAGCAAAAUUAGGUGCUUUAUUAUUAAAACAGCUUAGUAAACCAAUUGCUAAUUAUGCUAAAGAAAGAGCAAAACAUCAUCCCAUCUUCAGGAAAUACGUUUGCAUGCCUCCAGCACAGUUUUACAAUUGGUGUGAGGUGAAGAUGAAGAUGUGGGUUCUUAAUCUCGGUAAACCUGUCUCAGUACCACCCCUCAACGAACAAAUGGCAAUAGAAUUAGGCGCCAACUUAUUGGGUGAAACCAUUAUCUUCACAAUGGCUGCUGGUAUUCUGGUUGCGGAAUACAGUAGACAAGUGCGCAAGGAGGCUGCCAAGGAGACCAAAAGGCAAGAGGAGAUCGAUAACAUGUGCUCUCGACUUGACGAACUCUACUUCCAAACACAGGAGCAACGUGCUCAAAUCUACGAACUUACGCGAUCACUGUACGAUCUGGAAGUCAAAGUGAAGAAAGUCAAAAAGCCCCCUCCACCUCCUCCUCCACCGCCACCAGCAUUCCCAACACAUGUUCAUCCGACAAAGGAUAAUCAGCCUAUUACUCCGCAAAUACCAGAACCUGUUGUCAACCCUGUCAGUAAUAAUAGUCAUUCAAAUCUAGGUAUCAUAUCUAAAGCUUUAAACUAUAUUAAUACAGAUGUAUUAGCUCUUAGCGCAGUAGGACCUGUCAAUGAUUACCGAUAUCCAAUUUACCCGCAGCGGUCAUAAUGAUGAAGUAAGUACUUGACUGUUAAAUGAUGACUAAUAAUCAGUUUUUCUGUAUGUUGGUUGUCAAUGUUAUACUCAAAACAGAGUUGCGACAGGAUAAAUGUGAGCUGUUGCCUUUUUCUGACGAGUAGCAUGCAAUAUUCAUUGUGCUCAGAGUGCCUCAUUUCUGAAUAAGUCUGUUACCUUGGGCAGAUAAUUUUAUUCGAGACUUUUUUUCUAAGACUAGUCGUAGAGAUCAAAGAGACUACUUUUGCAACACAAUGAAUAUAUUCUGGGCAAUUAGACCCUUGAACUGUGGUAAAUUUUUUUUAGUUUUUAAAUAUGGUACGGUACACUUUUUCCUUUUUGAUUAUAAUCCGCGUUCAGAAAGUUAUGAUAGAGUAUUUUAAGACUAGAUUUCGUACAUAAAUAUGUACUUUGUUUCACAGGGAAAAGCUUAAGCAUACUCUUGAAUCAGCAAUCUUGUGCACUGUGAAAUAGUAAGUAACAAAACGACGGUGGAACUGGAAAAACACUUAUCUCAGUUUGUGAUGGUGUGGAUGUCCUUUCUCAAUUUAUUUUUCAUAUGGUAAAAUACACAACAUCAUUUCUUUAAAAUUUUCCUGAUUUUUCUGUUUGAAAAAUAUACCAUGAAAAUUAUCUCAAGCAAUAGUGUUGGGUCCUUCUCCUUUGAUCAAAUUUUGGAGUGGGUAUUUUAAAACACCGCAAACUAGGUUUGCGUUUUUGCAAUUUCACCCUUAAAAUGCGAAAAACAUCCCUGUUAAGAAUCUUUAAUACCUUGUGAAGAUCACCCUAGCUUCAUAGAAUAUUGCUUGAAUUUUGAUGAGUAUCAGAUGAGAAAUUGAUUCAUUGAAUUUUGAAGCUUUGAAAUUCUCUGUUUUGAUCAGUAUUGAACUCAAGCAUGAAAUGAGAACAAAAAUGUUUAAACCAUUAAUUUCAUUUGAUGAAAAUUAAUAUAUCAUUUCAAAGUGAGCAGUUUUAGCUUACGAAUUGAAAGGCAAUCCUCUGCCGAAAUAACUAUUUUAUUUCAUCAAAUAAGUGUUUCUCCAAAGUUGAGUAAAUGCUCCAAAAAAUUUUUGGUCUAAAUUGAUACUUCAGAAAAUUCUGGAUCAGAAAGGACUAACAAAAUUUCUGUGGGGAAACCCAACUUUUUUAAUAUCAUUCUACCUUGAAGAAACCAACUGAUUCUGUCUUAUUGUAGAUGAUGCACUCAUUAUUUGAUACUCAUCAUGAGCACCAAGUCACUGAAAAUUUAAACACUCCAUGCUCAUACAAUUUUCACUCUUUUUCCUGUCUCUAGCCUCUUGCCCUUAGUGCUUACUGUUGCCAAAGUGUCAGUCCGGUAAUACUGAUACAAAAGGUGUCAGAUGCAAUUAUACAUCGCUAGUUCAGAAACAGAAAGUUGUGUGAAGGAAAGAGCGUCAUGUGAACGUAUGAUUGUUUGUAAAUUUUUCCGUCAAUACUGUUGAAAAGCAGUCUAAAUUUCGUUUUUAAGAAUCGCUUAGGAUGAGAGUAGCACUGUUAUCUCUGCCCAAGAUCUGAUUUUUACAGUCAAUUGAAGUCAAAAUUUGUCUGUAUUUUAGUGUCUUCCAAAAAGAAGUACUUACCUUUUCCCUUAUUUUUUCUGACCGUUUUUUUUUGUUCCAAAGUAGUUUCAUUCUUUGAACUAUCAAAGAUCAAAUGAGACAUACAUCUUUUACAUCUUGUUGUAAGAUUAAUGGUUUAUUUUGGGUUCAAUCAGACAGUGGAGGUGAACUAGAAAACCUUGCAGCUAAGUUUGCCAUGGUCAAAACUUCUUGCCCCUUUUUACUUAACAACUUUCACUUCCUACGCUAAACCUGUAUGACAUGAUUUUAAGUUAAAAUAGCAAUUUUAGUUCAAAAAUCGCAAGUCUAUCAUCAUUUUUACUGUGUGCCAUUAACGUUACAAACUUUCCUCCUCUUACGUUGAAACUUGAAGAAGUAAAAGUUAAGUCGGUAAAAAAAUUAACUAGUGUCAGAACUUUUUUUUAACAUUUAUAUUUAAUACUUAUAUUCACAAACGAAGUCUAGUAGACAAUAAAUUUUGAUCUUCCAUCCUGAUGUUCAUCUUGCCCGUAUUUUCAAGUAUUUCAAUCAUCACUUCAAGUUAUGGUAUCGAUUUUGGAAUAAGUCCGAGAUCACCGAGAGAAUAAGGUGGUACUUCGCUCUUGAUUGGUUGCAAGGGUGGCUGCUCUUUGCUGAAACAGUUAUGCAGUGAAAAUGUAUAGCACGCUCUUCACAAGUCAAAAUCUUAAAUUAUGUGACCUUUUCGACACAUGUACGUCAAAGCCGCAUUCAAAGCAGAACAAAACGGAAUAUCUAGUCAUCUUGAGAAUCGGUCAGGCAUUCAUUCAGAACUUUUAAGGUUUUCGCAGUCACAACAUGUGUUUUCAUGGUAACUGCAUUUAGUACUUACUGAUCGUUAUCAAUGGAUAAGCUGCCCAAAUUAAUAUGGUGAAUUUAAGAGAAAAUAAUAGAGAUGAAGGCCAAAUCACCAGUCAGAAGUCAAGAUAAUUUCCUUUUGAAAAUUAUUUAUAUUCUAACUUUGUUUAAGUUUUUUUUUUGAUCUCAAUGUAGUCAGAUUUGAUGAUUUCACUUUUUUGAAUACUUUUUUGCGGCUUAAUUUUAUCUUUCAUGAUGAAAAAGGAAAGUGCUCCUCCUUUUCUCAUUCACACCUACAAAAAUAGAAAUCGUUGUUUUUUUGUAGUCAAAUGGGCUGCAUUUUUGGCAUGGUUUAAAUUGUUUACUCACGUUCGAUAAGUACUGAGAGCUCUGUCUUGCGGGACCUCAACUACUUCAAAUAUGUCGAGCAAAGUUCGUAAUAAUGUGCCUCUCUUGUGCACAUUCAGAGCCUGAUCCUUUGUGGGUUCUUGUUGAAUCUGCAGAAGAAUUGGAAAUGAAGUUUUUUGAUUAAGUUCAUUGCUUAUUAUUUCUUAUUUCCUGUAAUUGAAGGCACUGCAUUUGAGACGCGGAACUCCCACAGUGUGCCAUUAGUGCAGUACCUUCAUUCUUCACUACAAAAUUCUUUUCUCUUGUUUUGAAUGUAAGCUUGCUCAAACGAGUGGAAAAUUACCAUAACCUUUCUGCCAUUUUGAGUACUCAAUUGAACUAUUUAUCUAUGAAAAUGGCCUUCAAGUGAAAAACUUCAGGAGUCUGGAAGAUUUUACAAAAGAACAGUUCAAGGAGAUUUGAUUCUUAGUUUCCUAUGAAAAUAAUUCUUCAUUUCCCCUCAACUAAGUCUAAAUCAAGUUUUUAAUUGGAAGCCCUUGUUCCUCAUGAUUAUUUAUGAGCUUUUUCAUUUGUAUUUUGUUAUUGUUUUUUUUUAUUUUUUUUUUAAAGAACGCGUUAAGUUUUAGUACUUAUACUUUUUUGGUCAUAAGAGAGGAUGGAGAAACUGAAAAGAUUUGGAGCACUGACAUCUAUUUUUUAUUUAGUCUCUUCAGUGUUUUUCGGCGGCUCUAAAUUUUUUUCUGAAAAAAGUCUCUUAAAAAUUGUUUUUCUCCAAGAACUAGGAGGGUAGUCUUAUGAUGAGAUUUUUUAACAGUUACCUAACUUGUAAUCCUCCAUUUGUAAAAUAUUUUUCUUUGUUAUGAUUGAUAAGAAUGAAAUUGGAACUGAAAGUAAUUGUGUAAAUAAAAUGCCUCUCUGUGCAAAUGUGGAA